AUGAACAGGCUAGCAUUCCGUCCAACUCUGCUGCUGUUGUUCUACAUCGCAUGCAUCCACGGUCGUAAGUAAAUUUCUGAAGGAGUAGUCGUUUAGGUUUUUCGAAACAGUCCGGGCCGCAAAUUUCGCCAUUUGCAACAAGCAAAUAGGCAUUACUUUUUGCAAAUAUAUAGAACUGUUGCAUAACUAUCAAAAUUCUCUGUGCAUUUUCCUCUGUCCCCAAAAAUGACUAGUGUUUCAUAAUGAAUAUCGAAUAUAACUGACUUCCAUGGGAUGACCGGAGAAAUUUUUUCAAACUGAGGAAUUUCACUGUUUUGUUGUUUGUAGUUUUAGGUGAAUAAUUUAAACGUAACCUUGAUCAGCAGUGUGCUACAACACUGCAAGCGACCACUGUAUUAGUGAGAAUAUAUAGACAUACGUUUUCGGCAAAAUCCAUUAAGCUAAAUAAUUUUGACGCAAGCCUAUUAACGCGUUGUACCGAUUUUUUGGACGGUGAACGCACAGAGAAUAUAAGGUGAACAGGGUCAAUCAAUAACGACUUACAGUGAGUGACCCAUCCCAUGAAAUGUUGGUUGAAAUUCUGAAAUGCGUCUUCCAGUAGGAAGGAUAAAUUGGGCACGGUUGUAAUACUCAUCAUCUUGCAGCCUAAUCCUAAAAUAGUUUAGACUUGGCAGUAUGUCAGCUUUUGAAUACAGUGCUUUUGAAUCUCCUGUAGAAACUGUGCUUGGCAAAAAUUGAUUACUUAUCUAACAUGCAUUUUUCCCAUUGAUUUUCAAUGGUCUUGCAAAUACAAAUAUAUUUUAUAGAAACCACGAAGGAAAUAGGUUUUCUUUCAGUCGUUUGAUAGAGAAUCACGUCUUCUUUAUAUUGUAUACUAAAGGAAGGAGUAUAAUAAGAUUUUGAACAGUUUUCUAAUUGCCGAAUCAUUUUGAGCCUGACCAUUCGUUGCAUUAGCGCUUAGUGAUUUCACUCAACAAGACGCAUUCGUUCCACGUAAAGAAAAUCACACAUUCUUCUCUGUCUUUAAAAAGACAUCAGACAGGGCCCGUAAAAUUGUGCAAUGGAUGCGCACUACGUUGUACUUUUAAUGACGAGCAAUGAUAAACAGACAGGUACGAUGCUCUGUGAAUGGACAUUGUGCAGCCUUAAAAAAUUUCCUAAUUGGAACAUUUUUUAAAUUUAACUAUACUCAUGAUUUGAGCAUAAAAUAUAAAAAUGACACGAUUCUCUAUCAAACGACUGAAAGAAAACAUAGUUCUGCUCUUGGUUGCUAUAAAAUAUAUUUGAAUUUACAGAACCAUCGAAAAUCAAUGGGAAAAAUGCAUGCUGCAUAAGAAGCGUAUUCGAAAGCUGACAUCCUGCCGAUUCCGCAAUAUUAUAGGAUAAGGCUUCGAAAUAAUCGGUAUUACAACCGCGCCUAAUUUAUCCUUCCUAAUGGAAGACACAUUAUAGGAUUUCAGUCAACAUAUCACGAAAUCGCACACUCAUUGUAAGCAAAAUAUUAUAAUAAUCGUCUUACUGGCCAUACAUGUGUGAACUGCCAAUGCUCGUCUUUAGAAACUUUUCACGAAAGAAUUUCGGAAUGGACUAACAAGCAUGUAAAGUGAACAAUUAAUGUUUGUGUUAACAAGGACUAGUGGAUUGGACGCAGUGAGGAAAUAGAGUGAAAAUGAAUGCGAAAUAGGACACAUUUGCGUAUCCGCUCAUUCUUGUCCUCAACAAAUCCAAAAUACAUAAGACCAUGCAUUAUGUUCAAAAGUCGACACUGUAAAGCAUAAAAGCACUUACUUCUUUUACGUUUUCGAAAACAGAUCAUCAGACGAAUUACUAUGACCUCUGCCUAAAGGGCAGUAAACAAUGCACCCAAGUAUCCUACCAGAAAACAGAUCUUUCAAGGGGCGCUGACUGUCGGAGCGCUUGUGCAACUGGUCCGGGUACGAUUCCGUCUUCUGCGUUUUGUCCAUUCUAUAUUACCGUCCCUAUAAUCCCUGAGGUGUCUUUCCUCUGCUCCUUUAGACCAAAGCUCAAAGGACAUCUCGGCCACCUACCGUGACGCCAACGAAACCACCCCUGUGAACUACAAAGUGAUUGGCCGCGCUGGACACGCAGAAAGUUUCGCCCGUCACGUUCAAUGCGUUCUGAUCUGUGAACUUGUUGCAGAUAGUAAUGUCUAGCCCUUUGAUAUCUCGCCCUCCCCCCAUCCCUUUCAUCUGCCUAUUGCAAACUUUGACUGCCGCGUUGGUUAGCAUGCUUUUGUGUUGACUCAUUGACUCGCACGGGGCCUCCCUUUUAGGUCUAGAAAAUAAAGCUGAUUGGAUCAAUAUGUGCAUAUGCAAGGAUCGAGAAUGUGGCUCCUUCCCCAAAUGGAACAACACCUUCGACAACUUCAAGGACUGCUGGUCUAAAUGCAACGGAUGGAUGAACGGUAAGCAGUUUCGUGAUUACUACACUGCCCUGGGUUUUCACGCGUUAUUUAGAUACACUCAUUCCCGCAUAUUCGGUUUCAGUUGAAAAUGCAGUUAUCGAACGGAGCUACGUUUGCAAAAGAACGGGCGGCUGCCAAGAGUUCUUCCUGUACGAGAAGUCCGAAAACGUUGACUUCUUUCACAAUCUCGUUAGCUGCAUUAACAAAUGCCAAGAAGAAAAGGGUAAAUUGUGCAAUUUAUGGUGUUUGUUCUCGGUGGCCUGCAUUGCCUGCCUAACGACGCUUUUUCCCCCGAAAAACCAGGUCUUCGCUACAAAUGUGACCAGCAACGCAAGCUAUGCAAUCCCUGCUCGUCUUCCGAGGAGGACUGCCAACCACGUUCAGACUGUUCACAGAAAUGCAUGCCGCCUCCAAAGACGUCGUCACCUUGA
Molecule: messenger RNA, 2856 nt
Organism: Spirometra erinaceieuropaei
Lineage: Eukaryota; Metazoa; Platyhelminthes; Cestoda; Diphyllobothriidea; Diphyllobothriidae
Source: the annotation of a GenBank genome assembly